Messenger RNA from Delphinapterus leucas (beluga whale), 3355 nucleotides. The record is from RefSeq and is a predicted model, not a curated record. NCBI's taxonomy places the organism in Eukaryota, Metazoa, Chordata, Mammalia, Artiodactyla, Monodontidae.
AUGUUUCCUGCGCAGGACGCUCUGCCCCGCGGCGGGCUGAACCUGAAGGAGGAGCCGCUGCUGCCCGCCGGCCUGGGCUCGGUGCGCUCCUGGAUGCAGGGCGCGGGCAUCCUGGACGCCAGCACCGCGGCGCAGAGUGGCGUGGGCCUGGCACGAGCACAUUUUGAGAAGCAGCCCCCCUCCAACCUCAGGAAAUCCAACUUCUUCCACUUCGUGCUGGCCAUGUAUGACCGGCAGGGGCAGCCGGUGGAGGUGGAGCGCACAGCUUUCAUCGACUUUGUGGAGAAGGACCGAGAGCCCGGGGCUGAAAAGACAAACAACGGGAUCCAUUAUCGCCUCCGGCUGGUAUAUAACAACGGACUUCGGACAGAACAGGACCUCUAUGUGCGUCUCAUCGACUCCGUGUCCAAGCAGGCCAUCAUCUACGAGGGGCAGGACAAGAACCCCGAAAUGUGCCGCGUGCUACUCACCCACGAGAUCAUGUGCAGCCGGUGCUGUGACCGGAAGAGCUGUGGCAACCGGAAUGAGACACCCUCAGACCCCGUCAUCAUUGACAGGUUCUUCCUCAAGUUCUUCCUCAAAUGCAACCAGAACUGCCUAAAGAAUGCGGGGAAUCCCCGAGACAUGCGCCGCUUCCAGGUGGUGGUAUCCACAACGGUGAGCGUGGAUGGACACGUGCUGGCCGUGUCCGACAACAUGUUUGUGCACAACAACUCCAAGCAUGGCCGCAGGGCGCGCCGCCUGGACCCCUCCGAAGCUGCCACCCCCUGCAUCAAGGCCAUCAGUCCUGGGGAGGGCUGGACCACGGGCGGCGCCACCGUCAUUGUCAUCGGCGACAACUUCUUCGACGGGUUGCAGGUCGUGUUUGGGAACGUGCUCGUGUGGAGUGAGCUCAUCACGCCCCACGCCAUACGGGUGCAGACGCCCCCACGGCACAUCCCUGGGGUGGUGGAGGUGACCCUGUCCUACAAGUCCAAGCAAUUUUGCAAGGGAGCCCCCGGCCGCUUUGUCUACACAGCCCUGAAUGAGCCCACCAUUGACUACGGAUUCCAGAGGCUACAGAAAGUCAUUCCCAGACACCCCGGAGACCCCGAGAGGCUGCCCAAGGAAGUGCUGCUGAAGCGGGCGGCCGACUUGGCGGAGGCCCUGUACGGAGUGCCCGGCGGCAACCAGGAGCUCCUCCUGAAGCGCGCAGCAGACGUGGCCGAGGCUCUGUACAGCGCCCCCCGCGCGCCCGCGCCGCUCGGGCCCCUGGCCCCCAGCCACCCGCACCCCGCCGUCGUGGGCAUCAACGCCUUCAGCAGCCCGCUGGCCAUUGCCGUCGGGGACGCCACGCCAGGGCCGGAGCCGGGCUACGCGCGCAGCUGCGGCAGUGCGUCCCCCCGCGGGUUCGCGCCCAGCCCGGGCUCGCAGCAGAGUGGCUACGGCGGCGGCCUCGGAGCUGGCCUCGGCGGCUACGGGGCGCCGGGCGUGGCCGGCCUCGGUGUGCCCGCGUCCCCCAGCUUCCUCAAUGGCUCCACGGCCACAUCGCCCUUCGCCAGGUGCCCCCCAGGUCGAAGCUGGUGGAGUUUGGAACACCAGCCCCCCUUCUCCGCCGCACACACAGUGCAGUCAGCAGUGGAGGAACACACUGCCCCAGUGGGCAAAAGCCAGCCACCUGGGGUCUUCCCAUUCAGCCAGGAGAUCAAGAAUUCUACAGCUGCUUAAGCCUCACUCCAGCAUCAACUGGGGACACCCUGGGCUGGCCUAAGGGUCAGUCCCAUCUGGUGGGAUUGUUCUGUCCAGUCCCCAUCCUCUCCCCCUUGUGCACGACGCUUUGUGGUGAAGCUCCAGGGGGCAUCAUUCUCAUUGAGUUUGCCAGGACGUGCCUGUAAUGACCUCCGGAACUGUCCCUGCCAGAGGCUGUCUGCUCGGACCUCCCCUCUGUCUUCUGCUUCAGCCGCCAGCAGCCCUGGACUGAACCACAACUCCCAGUACUACCCAAGCUACAAAAUGUGGCUGUGAGCUCUGGGCCUUGAGAGAUACAGUACAUUUUCUGGCAUUUAUUUCAAGCCCUCCACGGAGCUCCAUGGAUCUCAUGAGCUAGCAGUCAGCAUUGUCUUAAAAGGAGACGGUGAUCCAUGGGGCCGAGUACAUUUGGAACAGGGGCAGCUGUUGAAGGCAUCACUGUUCCAAAGGGGGUGGGUGGGGGGUGUUCUGAUACCAAAAGCAUCUUUCUCAGGCUGCUGGUUUCUUUCAGGAAACCCCCACCCUCAUCCCAUUGCCCGCUGCCUGGACAACACUCAAAUCACAGUCUUAUUGGUCUUUAGAAGAGAGAGGCAGGGAAUUGUGUUCAGAUGAGGUUGUAGAAAGGGGAAUCCAGAGAUGGCCUGGGCAGGAGCCCCCAGGAGAGGAGGCUGCAAGAAGGAGGGGCAGGCAAAGGCUGUGUGCAGGAGGCUCCCUGGCUAUUCCCAGGAGAGCAAGCCACAGCCAUGGGGGCUAGGGGGUUAGGGAACAGGAAGAUCUGAGGAUUUGGAUCUCUGUACCUUUCUUUAAAAUGGACCUGCUGGAAGAGGGAGAUCCAGGAGGCCUCCAGGACCAGGGCUGAAUAUGAUGAGGACCUGCAUUAAGCUGGAAGAGAACAGAGUGUCAGGGGUUGGAGGGAGUGUAAUUGGUAAGGGGAACAUAUUUGUGGGGGGAGUAAGGGUUCUUGUGUGAGCUGUGAUCCUGGACAGAGGGGCCUUAUAACAAGAGCCUAUGUGUACCCCCCAAACUUCGUCCCUGGCCACUUGCCCCAGCUCUGCUAUGAACCCUGACCUUUGACUCUAACCUUGAUGCCCCAGGGCCCGUCAAUGUUUCUUAGUGUCUCAGAAUCCCAGUGGUUUUCAGCAGGAAUCCUAACCUGUUUCAUUUCUUGCUCAUGCCUCAUCUUUGCGGGCACCUCUCAGUAUCUGGUUUUGUUGGAUGUUCUGGUUUUGCUUUCGUUUUUUGGGUUUUGUUUGUUUGUUUGUUUUUAACCUCAUCUGGCCCUAUCAUCUCCAAUGCUAAGAAAGGGUCUCCAGAACCCCCAAAAGGGCAAAUGCUAGCCCGCAACCCCAGAGGCUCCCAGCCUGCCUCCAGACUCUACCCUGUACUGGUCUCCCCAGGACCCUCACAGCCCCCAGUGUGGGCUGAGCCUGGCACCCAGGUCAGCAGCCCGCACAGGGCAUACUUCUCAUGCCAGGGCAGCAACCGAGCUGCUCACUCUGGUGCUGUCUCCCUGUUGUGUCUCCCACCGCCUUCCCUGCUGCGCCUGCCCCUCCCCGCCCUGGAGUCAUGCCCUCUAGCCCCCCGCUGGCCGCUGCCUCCUCUAUGUCCCUCCCGGCGGCUGCCCCCA